AUGGCUCUCUCCUCUUUCAAAAGACAAUGGUCGCGAGCCUUGUCUCUCCGCGAUUCAUCACCACCCUCAACUAGCGCUGGUGAUCCAGAGACUGUCACAGACGCGGUGCCGACACAGCAACAACUACCAGCAUUUCACCGCUCAAGUCCAAAGGGAUCGGUGUAUCAACACUCUCCACCACAUUCGGGAACCACGCUCCAUGACCCAGAUCAUGCACCAUCGCAUAUACACACCGAGAUCUCCAACAUCGCAUAUCCUUCUGACACCAUGAUCUUGACAGUAGGCGAUAGUGUCAUCACAGUCGAGACACACAGAACAGACGUCGAACAGAAUGACCGAACAACGACACAGAAAAGGAAGAAGAGCUUCGGCUUGAGGAGGGUCAAGACAGCCCCUACAGGCUUACAUGGCGCAAUCACACAUGGAUCCAUCACGACAAUAGAGUCUACACCCGCGGCCAGCCGUAUACGAGCAUGGUCUUAUCCACAAGUCAACUGGGAUAAACUCAAUCUUGUUCGACGUGUCCGUGGUAGUGUCGACCGCAAGGAAGCCCGUAAAGGCAAGGCCGCUUCUGAGCCAGGCUCGGAUCCACAAUCCCCAGCCGAUGAGCAUGAGAUGCAUAUCGCGUCACAAUUCCAGUACCCAAUGAUGUCUGGUGCUGCGCAAGACGAUUCUUCGUACACGAAGCGACCCUCAGAUGGUGCCGGGAUAUCACCACGAGCUUCGGGUUCCGCUUGGAUAAUGCCUUCUUCCUGGGCACAGAGUAGUGGCUCUCCAGGGAAAUCCCUUCCGAGGGCAGACUCUCAUGGUGAAGAAAAGCGCAAAGACUCGCAUUUCUACGAUGCUAUCGUGGCCAAAGCGAAAGCCACUAUAGACCUUGAAGCAGUUACUAGAGAGCUCACAUCCGACAAGCGACCACAUAGAAACUCGUCUAUACUACUUCACCCCAUAGACUGGAUCAGAAGUCGUCACAACUCUGGUCAGUGUUCUUCGUCCGACUCAUCAACCUCUGGCUCAGCGCCUCCAUCCCCAACAACUCGCUCAGCACGCCCAGCACGUCGAAGACAAGAGACACAUACAGCUCAGAUCCCGAGCUUCGGCUGGCCUAGUGCCGAAGGACCAGAUACGCCCAUGCAGACCGCCCACGUACUAAAUGCCCAAGCACAAAGCGUCUGUGGCAAGAUAUCUGAAGCAUCUACAUCCACUGUCGACGAGCUCCUCAAAGAGUCUCGCCCGACAUAUCUUCCACCUGGUGUACAGAUUCCCGCACCAGGACAAGCAGGCCCUUCAGACUGGUUAGACCGCGGCUUGGAAGAUCACUACCGUCGCUCUGCCGAACUCGCAACUCGAGCUUCCCAUCCCAUGGAACCUUCGCGCUACCUUCACGCACAACGAGGAGAAGAUAAGCAACGUUUCAAUCCUAUGCAUAAGUGGCAGCAAGAUCAACAUCCCGCCCAUAGACACAAUGUCCAUUCCUUUGCAGUUGGGAUGUACGCGCAAGCUUGGGAUUGGGCACUCGAUAACAAAGGCAAAGGUGUUGCACAAUCGGACUUUAUGGAGGGUCGUGGUGGAGAGGUUAAGAGAAAGAAAAGCAGUGGUGGACGAGGAUCUUGUGUUACUACUUUGACACUUGCAGAGUGUGAUUUCGGAAAGGAAUAA
Molecule: messenger RNA, 1659 nt
Organism: Aureobasidium subglaciale EXF-2481
Lineage: Eukaryota; Fungi; Ascomycota; Dothideomycetes; Dothideales; Saccotheciaceae
Exons: 1
Coding region: 1-1659 (552 amino acids)
Source: RefSeq, a predicted model, not a curated record